UGCGGCUAGUGUCAAUCACUGUAAUGCACGGAAAAUGCGGCUAGUGUCAAUCACUGUAAUGCAGUGGAGCACUGUCCUGGGCAUUCACGGCAGUAGCAGCGAAUGGUCACAGUUCCGCACGGCCACCACAUGGCGUCUCUUCUUUCCCGCGCCGCCGGCGCCGUCUCCCUCCUCGCCGUCGUCCUGACUGCCACCACGUCCACCUCCCCUGCGGCCGCUCUGUUCCCGGAGGAGGCGCGCCCGACGAGGUCAGGGUACCUGAGCAUCACGUCCACCAACUCGCUCUACUACGCCUUCUACGAGGCCACCGACCCGGUCACCACGCCGGCCGCCUCCGCCGUGCCGCUCCUCGUUUGGCUCCAGGGCGGGCCCGGGAGCUCCUCCCUCAUCGGCAACUUCGCCGAGCUCGGUCCCUAUCUCCUCCUCGACUCCGACACCUCCCUCUCCUGUAACCCCAACCGAUGGAACCGCCGGUUCGGCGUGAUCUUCAUCGACAACCCGCUCGGCGUCGGCUUCAGCGUGGCCGCCUCCGACGCCGACAUCCCGACCGACGAACCCACCAUCGCCGACCACCUCCUCGCGGCUCUUCAGUCGUUCAUGGCGCUCGAUCCCGCGUUCCGCGCGCGACCGCUGUUCCUCACAGGGGAGAGCUACGCCGGCAAGUACAUCCCCGCGGCUGCGUCGCGCAUCCUCGGCGCCAACUCCAAGCUCCCGAGCAACCGUCGGGUGAACCUGCAGGGCGUCGCCAUCGGCAACGGCAUGACGCAUCCGGUGGCGCAGGUGACCGUACACGCCGACCAGGCCUACUUCGCCGGGCUGAUCAACGCCGCGCAGAAGGCCGAGGUCGAGGAAAUGCAGACCAGGGCAGUGAGCCUGGUGAAAUCCAAUAAGUACGUCGCGGCGAGGAGGGAGAGGGGCAAGAUCAUAGACUUCCUCGAGAACGUCACCGGCGUCGCGACAGCCUUCAACUACGCGCGAGGGCAGCCGCACCCGACGCAGCCGCUCCGGGACUUCCUCAACACCGGCGAGGCGAAGGCGGCGCUCGGCGCGAGGAGCGACGUGCAGUGGGCGCGCCGCAGCGAGGCCGUGUCCCGGGCGCUCGCCAAGGACGUCAUGAAGAGCGCCAUCGGCGACGUUGAGGCCGUCCUGGCGUCGAACGGCACCCGGGUGCUGCUGUUCCAGGGCGUGUUCGACCUGCACAGCGGGCCGGCGUCCGUGGAGGCGUGGGUGGGGGAGCUGGCGUGGCCUGGCCUGGGCGCGUUCCUCGCCGCGGAGCGCGCCGUGUGGCGUCUCGGGGACGGGCAGCUCGCUGGGUACGUGCAGAGGUCGGGGGCGCUCGCGAACGCGGUCAUCGUCGGGGCCGGGCACAUGGCGCCCGGCGACAACCGGCCGGCCGCUCAGGCGAUGAUCGAGGGAUGGGUGUUGCAGACGGGGCCGUUCGGCGAAGCGGCAGUGCGGGACAACGUAGUCAACGAGUCCUGACUCCUUAAAUUAACUCACGGCUGGGCUUGACUUUGACUAAUUAGCAUGAGUGAUGUUUAAUACUUAUAUCCUUAUGGUUGCUCAAGCUAUUAUCACCAAUAUUAUAUAUACAAAAUGUAACGCAUUGGUAUCAAUGCUACGAGUAUGACUUUUUUGAAUUUCUCUGGGAUAAAGUCAGAGCUCUUAUGUCUUUCAUCUUUAACUGUGCAAACUUGGUGGUCUGCGGGUACUAUGCGAGGGGGUGGGGUCACUGCUUGUAGUAGUUGUUUUGAAGUCACAGUUGCUCCGCUGAGAGCCGGUUUAGUUGGGAAAAGUUGUUAGGAGAGAGAGGUCAUA
This is a messenger RNA of Oryza brachyantha (malo sina), 1818 nucleotides long. Its product is annotated as serine carboxypeptidase-like 50. Bases 103 to 1482 code for a protein of 459 amino acids. Gene Ontology annotation, biological process: proteolysis. Gene Ontology annotation, molecular function: serine-type carboxypeptidase activity. The record is from RefSeq and is a predicted model, not a curated record. Lineage: Eukaryota; Viridiplantae; Streptophyta; Magnoliopsida; Poales; Poaceae. The transcript has a single exon.